AUGUUCUCCGAAUACGCCUCACGAUUCCUUGCGCAGUCCCAGUCGAGGCUUUCGAGCUUUGGCCAAGCAGACAACGAGAAUGCAUCCCGGCAGAACGACUGGUCGUCUCGCCCGAACCGACCCUACCGAGACACCGGCCGAGGAACGGGCGGCCAGAGAUCCAUUCUUGGGAGAGGCUAUGGAGGAAAUCCCUAUCAGAAUGGUGGAGGAGCAGCUGGCGGUGGUUCGCGCUUCGGUCAGCUGGGGUUCGGGUCUCGCAUAACAGCCGCGCAAGACGCGCCUCUGUUCCACAGCACGCUGGACGAGUAUCGAGAGGACGACGACGAAGAGGAGCGCGAUAGGGACGCUGCUGAUCUCUUUGCCCUUCAGAGGUCGCGACGGGUCGCUGCGGCUAGCAAGCUCGCCGACAGCGUAGAGUCGGAUGCUAAUAGUCGAGAGUCGCUCGAAGAAAGCUCAAGGCAAUUCGAUCACCCCUAUCAGACUCAAGGCUUCGGUCGCGGCAUCAAGAGCAGUUGGAACGGGACGAGGAGCUCAUACCAGGCUACUGCCCCAAGGGAUACAACACUGGAAGAGGAGGACGGAGAGCAUGUUGGGCACGACGGCAGAGAUGACGACAGCGAACACAGCAACGGUCAUCACAAGGGGAAGAUGGUUGAUGUCGGGCUGGAGUCACAGGAGGAUGCCGAUGACGACCCGCCGGAGUCGCUCCUGGAAGAGGCAACAGACAGCAGCCCCCCGGCUUUCCAGCGGUUCAAGGAUCCGUCGGGACGAACGCCGCUGCUGGAUCGAUCAGCACGGAGCGAUACCGACAUGGACAGCGUGCGACACACAGAGCCUCCCGAGGUCGAUCCGAAUCCCGCAGGUAUCUCCUUCGUCGAGGGCGAGAUAUUCAGGCACGAUCCCUUCUUCGCGUGGAUAUUUCUCAUCUGCCUCGCCGGCAUGAUGUCAACGUUUUUCUUGGUGUGGCUUAACACGGCGCCGAGGAGCAGUCCUGUGGGCGAUACGAUUUAUACGACGUUGCAAAAGUCCUUUCACAUGCUAGCCGUCGACACCGUGGUGGCCGUAUUGGUGUCGUUUGUAUGGCUGGCAGCGUUGCGGUCCUUUGUCCGGCCGCUGGUAACUGUUAUCCUCGUCGCCGUGCCAGCCAUCAUGUUUUCCUUCUCUGUCUUCUCGUUCGUCUCAUCAUUCAAGGGGCGAACGCAUGGGGCAAGCUUUCAGGAUGUUGUCAUGAGAUGGACGGCACUCGCCCCUGCGGCCUCAUGUGCCUUGUGGCUCUGGCUCGUCGUCAAAGGCCGAAGGGCUAUCCAGCAGGCCAUUGAAAUCCUCCAGUUCUCGUCCAAGAUUCUGGCGCAAAACCCAGGUCUCUUGCUGGUUGGCUUUGGCUGCCUGGCCCUGAUUGUUGCAUGGACUUGGAUCUGGCUGGCCAUGUUCACGCGUGUCUUCAUGGGCGGCUAUUUCUCCAAGGAUCUGGUUCGAUUCGUCAUUCGACUCUCCAGCUGGUGGCUCGGCGCCGCGUUCGUCUUCAUGUACAUGUGGACGCUCUCCGUCAUCAAUGCGGUCCAUCGAGCGGCGACGGCGGCGACAGUUUCUCAGUGGUACUUUCACCGCAACGCCGGUCCUGCUGCCCCUUCCAAGGAGAUCGUCAUGGCCGCCUUGUUGCACGGCCUGACGACCAUUUUUGGCAGCAUCUGUGAAUCCACAUUGUUGUCUCUGAUGAUUCGAGCUCCCUUGAUCUUCCUGCCCAGGAGACUAGGCGCCAUCAUCACAAAUAUUGCGUCCUUCUGGAUACCGACGCCUGUUGUGGCUCUCACCAAUCCUCUCACAAUUACCUUUGCAGCCAUUCACUCCCAGGGCUUGGCCACGUCUGCCAGGGGCCUCGAUCAAAUGGAGUUUGUAUCGCCUGCGAUUCCUACCACCACCUUGACACCAAGGGCGUUACGCCUGCGCGGCCAGGCAAACAGUCUGCUGCCUUACCGCCUGGCCAAGUUGCUCCUGGUCGCUACGCGGCUGAUCAUGGCUACGGGACUUGGAUUUGCGGGCUGGGUCAUCACCGCCAAGCAGCUCCGAAUCCAGCUCCCGGACGGUGUGGGCGUGCGAGGAUCCGCAUAUGCAUAUGUGGUCGGCAUCAUGGCUAGUUUCAUCGGGUAUUCGGUUAUGGGCGCAAUGGAAGGUAUUCUUAGCGGGAUUGUCGACGCGGUUCUCAUCUGCUACGGGAGCGAGCGACGGAUGGAGAGGGGCCACGGACGGUUCUGUCUCGAAGCCGCAUAUCUGUUUGGCGAGCGGCGAGGAAGCGGCGAGGACCUGGGAUAUGAGUGAACAGGCUGGGACUUUGUGGGGGCCCAGCUCACAUUUGGC
Trichoderma reesei QM6a is the source of this 2355-nucleotide messenger RNA. RefSeq lists its product as uncharacterized. Gene Ontology annotation, molecular function: transmembrane transporter activity. NCBI's taxonomy places the organism in Eukaryota, Fungi, Ascomycota, Sordariomycetes, Hypocreales, Hypocreaceae. The transcript is spliced from 2 exons. Gene Ontology annotation, cellular component: plasma membrane. The record is from RefSeq and is a predicted model, not a curated record. Gene Ontology annotation, biological process: transmembrane transport. The coding region runs from base 1 to 2316 and encodes 771 amino acids.